Messenger RNA from Saimiri boliviensis boliviensis (Bolivian squirrel monkey), 1910 nucleotides. RefSeq names its product yrdC N6-threonylcarbamoyltransferase domain containing (gene YRDC). Gene Ontology annotation, cellular component: cytoplasm. The record is from RefSeq and is a predicted model, not a curated record. Gene Ontology annotation, molecular function: double-stranded RNA binding; nucleotidyltransferase activity; tRNA binding. Gene Ontology annotation, biological process: regulation of translational fidelity. NCBI's taxonomy places the organism in Eukaryota, Metazoa, Chordata, Mammalia, Primates, Cebidae.
CUCCUGGGGGUCGUGGUCCCUUUAAGCUGCCCGGCGCAGAGGUGGGGCCGAGUCUCCCGGGCCGGAAGCUGGCUAGGAGCGUCACUUCCUCCCGGAAGCGGGCCUGGGCGGAUGUCUCCGGCACGCCGGUGCACGGGUAUGAGGGCCGCGGUGGCUGCCAGCGUGGGGUUGGGCGAGGGGCCUGCUGGUUCCCGGAGCGGCCGUCUUCUCCGCCCGCCGAGCCCCGUUCUGCCGGCUCCCGGGGCCCGGCUAUUGCGGCUUCCGGGGAGUGGGGCCGUGCAGGCCGCAAGCCCGGAGCGCGCCGGCUGGACCGAGGCGCUGCGGGCCGCCGUGGCCGAGCUGCGCGCUGGCGCCGUGGUGGCCGUCCCCACCGAUACGCUGUAUGGCCUGGCCUGCGCAGCGAGCUGCUCAGCGGCCCUGCACGCUGUGUACCGCCUCAAAGGCCGCAGCGAGGCCAAGCCUCUGGCCGUAUGCCUGGGCCGCGUGGCCGACGUCUACAGAUACUGUCGUGUGAGAGUACCCGAGGGACUCCUGAAAGACCUGCUGCCAGGACCCGUGACCCUGGUGAUGGAACGCUCGGAGGAGCUCAACAAGGACCUGAAUCCUUUUACGCCUCUUGUAGGAAUCCGGAUUCCUGAUCACGCCUUUAUGCAAGACUUGGCUCAGAUGUUUGAGGGUCCUCUUGCUCUCACUAGCGCCAACCUCAGCUCCCAGGCCAGUUCUCUGAAUGUCGAGGAGUUCCAGGAUCUCUGGCCUCAGUUGUCCUUGGUCAUUGAUGGGGGACAAAUUGGGGAUGGCCAGAGCCCUGAGUGUCGCCUCGGCUCAACUGUGGUUGAUUUGUCUGUGCCUGGAAAGUUUGGCAUUAUUCGUCCAGGCUGUGCCCUGGAAAAUACUACAGCGAUCCUCCAACAGAAGUACGGGCUGCUCCCCUCACAUGCAUCCUACCUGUGAAACUGGGAAGCAGGAAGGCCCAAGGCGUGGUGCUGGAUACUAUGUGUGUGUCCACUGACGACUGGCAAGGCCUCAUCCGCAGAGGCCACUGGAGCUAGGGCACUAGCCUGACUUUAGGCAGUGUGUCUUUCUGAGUACUGUAGACCAAGCCCUGGAAGCUGAUGGUUUAGCCUUGCACCUGGGGAAAGACUAUUUAUUAUUCAUAAUUUCAUAUAUCGGCCAAAAGCUGAAUGGAAAAGUUAAAAACAUUCCUAAGUGGCCUUAUUCCGGUAAGUUUCUUCUGUCUGUUUGGCUUUUUAAUUGAAAAGUAAUUUAAAUAACAGAUGUAGAAUCUAGUGAGAGCCUCUUUUCUGGUACAUAGUGGCAUUUAAGCUUCCAACCAGCUAGAAGUGCUGGUGCUGUUUAAAAAGUCUCAGGUAGCUGCGUGUGGUGGCUCAUGCCUGUGAUCCCAACAUUCUGGGAGGCCCAGGCAGGAGAACUGCUUUAGCCCAGGAGUUCAAAAUUGGCCUGGGCAACCUAGCAACACCCCGUCUCAUAAAAAUUAAUAAGUAAAGAGUCUCAGGUGACCAAAGGCAUGGGUUGGGCUCCUGAAGCUAGAACCACAUUAGGUUAAAGACUGAAGAGCCACUGGGCCUGGUGGUGGUAUGUAUUAUAACUGCUGGCGGGGAGAGCACCCUUUUUGGUGUGAUAGUGGAAUGCCUGCUCAUUUGGCAGGGGUUGGGUCCAAACUGAAGAAUAUUGGGAAAUCUCCACUAUCCUUUUCAGCCAGGAACUCUUUUCUUAUUUAUUCAUAAAAUAAGUUACAGUUCACUAUACCCAUAGCACCUUUAUUUAAAUCCAGUGUUCUCCACAGCCUUUUGUCUAUUUAUAUGUGUAAAAGUGUUAAUUAUUGUUGGGCAUUUGAACUUUGUAUUUCUUUAAUGUAAAGAAAUGCUGCUAUUAAACAUAUUUGUAAAUGG